AUGGCAGAAAACGAAACAUCCGAUUCGCUUCGUGUGAAAGGGAAUGAAUACUAUCGUAAGAAGGAUUAUGAGAACGCAAUCGACUUCUAUACCAAGAGUCUGAAUAUCGAGAAGACAGCUGCAUGCUACUCAAAUCGUGCUCUCUGCUACAUCCAACUAAAACACUUUGGAAAUGCGGAGGCAGAUGCAACAGCUGCCUUGCAAUGCGAUCCGCUAUUUGUGAAGGCUUGGCUACGUAGAGGAAUUAGUAGAUUGCAGAAAAAGUUGUAUCAGAAAGCGUAUUAUGACUUGCUGCGUGCGGAUGAGCUGAGUCCUGGAAAUAAUGAUAUCUUGAAACAGCUGGAUGUGUGCAAAAAUGAGAAGAACGUUCGGCAAGAUACCGUAAAUGAUUAUAUUCAAUUUAUGCUUGAGGAAAUGCAAAAAGGCUUUGAUGAAGGCAAUUCCAAUGAAGCUGUUAGUUACAUUCAAGAUAUUCUGGAAUUCCGCCCUUCGGAUAUUUCCGCCUUGGAUGGAGUUGCAACCUUGUUAGAAAAGCAAAAGGCGUGGAAAGAGGCCAUUCCUUUGUUAGAGAAGUUAUUCAAGCUGACAAAGGAUGGAGACGACUUGGACCGAUCCUGCCAGUUUAUGUUGCGUCGCGUCCACGCAAACAUCGAAUUGGGCGAGUACAAGGCUGCUCAAAUCGGUAUUACCUACUUCAACAGUCACGUUCGUCCCGAGAAACGGCAGCUGGAUCUUGCGAAGCGUAUUGACAAUUUGCUUCUGAAUCCUGCAAGCAACGUGGAUCGAGCUCUAUCGAUUGUUACCGAAAAGCUAGACGUCCCCGAAGUCCCGAAAACGAUGUAUGAACUGACCUUCCAACUGCAAAAGCUGAAAGACCAGGAUCUCCUUGUCCAGAGAUAUCUACUUGUAUUUGGGAUUGUUUGCUGGUAUCUAAUGUGCAGAGCAUUCCGCCGGAGCAUAUCGCUUCGUUGUUGCUGA
This is a messenger RNA of Blastocystis hominis, 978 nucleotides long. RefSeq lists its product as hypothetical. The coding region runs from base 1 to 978 and encodes 325 amino acids. The transcript has 5 exons. Lineage: Eukaryota; Bigyra; Opalinata; Blastocystidae. The record is from RefSeq and is a predicted model, not a curated record. Gene Ontology annotation, molecular function: protein binding.